Erythranthe guttata (spotted monkey flower) is the source of this 2015-nucleotide messenger RNA. It is a transcript of the gene ADA2B, whose product is annotated as ADA2 2B. Gene Ontology annotation, biological process: regulation of transcription by RNA polymerase II; chromatin remodeling. Lineage: Eukaryota; Viridiplantae; Streptophyta; Magnoliopsida; Lamiales; Phrymaceae. Gene Ontology annotation, molecular function: protein binding; chromatin binding; zinc ion binding. The record is from RefSeq and is a predicted model, not a curated record. Gene Ontology annotation, cellular component: nucleus.
UUAAAAUUGAAAAAAGAAAAAAAGAAAUGGAAGGAACUGGAAAAGCGCAUAGUUUGUUCGUGUAAAUUAGGGUUCUUAGGAAUUCGAAGCAUAUAUAUUUUCCUCAAAUUAAGCACCUGAAAUUGAAAUUUUAUUAUCCUCGUUUUGGAAUUAUAAAGAUCAAUUAAGAGUAAAUUUAAAAAAAAACAAUUAUUUUUAUAUAAAUUAUGUGAAUUUUUUUUCUUUUUAAUCGGCCGAUCAAUGGGUCGCUCCCGUGGAAAUUUUCAUGGUGGAGAAGAUCCCAGUCAAAGAUCAAGGAGAAAAAAGAAUGCAUCUAGUGGAGAAAAUUUUGAAUCUUCUUCGACAGGGCAAGGAACCACAGACGGAAAAGGGGCACUGUACCAUUGUAACUAUUGCAACAAAGACAUUACAGGGCGAAUUCGUAUGAAAUGUGCCGUGUGUUCUGAUUUCGACUUAUGCGUAGAGUGCUUCUCAGUCGGGGCUGAAGUCCAUCCACACAAAAGUUCUCAUUCUUAUCGGGUUAUGGACACUCUGUCGUUUCCUCUCAUUACUCCCGACUGGAAUGCUGAUGAAGAAAUGUUACUGUUGGAGGGACUUGAAAUGUAUGGAAUGGGAAAUUGGGCAGAAGUUGCUGAGCAUGUCGGAACCAAGACAAAGGAAAUGUGUAUCGAACAUUAUCGGAAUGCUUACCUUAAUUCUCCUUACUUUCCUCUACCGGAUAUGUCACAUGUUGAUGGAAAAAAUCGAAACGAACUCCUUGCAAUGGGUAAAGGGAAUCUUCAGGACAAAAUAGGGGAAUUGAAACUAGAAGAGGAAACCCCGUUUUCCCCGUCACGAGUCAAGGUUGAAGAUUCGUACAAAAGCGGUUCGUCAGGCCGUUUGCCUUCAGCCGCCUCCAGUGCCGGAGCCAAAGUUAAUAAGAAGGCAUCCAACAUGUCCCACGCGAAAGAUCAGGGAGAAAAUCCGAAAACCGAGGGGCGGAGUUUUGGUGGAAACAAACCUAAAUCGACAAAGGCAAAAGCCCCAUCUUUAAUGGAUGCAAUUGGUUACAACCCUAAAAGACAAGAAUUCGAUGUCGAAUACGAUAAUGAUGCAGAACAAUUACUAGCUGACAUGGAAUUUAAAGAAAACGAUACAGAAGUCGAGCGUGAGUUGAAAAUCAGAGUGCUCCGUAUAUAUUCAAAGAGGCUGGACGAGAGGAAAAGGAGGAAGGAUUUUAUUGUGGAAAGGAAUCUUCUAGAUCCAAGUCCGUUUGGGGAACUGAGUCAAGAGGAGAAGGAGAUAGUCCGAAAAUACGACCCCUUGAUGCGUUUGCAUACGAAAGAGGAGCACGAAGAACUAAUAAAAAGUGUGAUUUCAGCACAUAGGAUUAAAAGACGAAUGGUUGAACUCAAGGUGGCACGAGCUGUGGGGUGUCGUACAUCGGCUGAAGCGGAUAGAUAUUUUGAACAGAGGAGGAGAGAAGCGGAGGAUAAUGCUCGCCGGAAAGAGAGUUCUCAGGCGGGGCAGAGCAGCCAGGAGAGCCGGAAUAUUCCGGUAUCUUCCGAUUCGUUCGGUACUUACUCAACUACAACAUCUGCUGGCCAAGGCAACUCGUCAACUGACCUCGAUUCUGCCUCUGUUUCUGCUGCCAAUUUACUGUCUGAAUCUGAGAUGAAGCUUUGCCAAGAAAUGGGAUUAGUUCCAAAACAGUAUCUGAAAAUGCAGGAGCGAAUGUCGAUACUAAUUCUGAGCGGCAAAAUAAAGACGAAAUCUGAUGCCUAUGCAUUCUUUCGAAUCGACCCACUCAAGAUCGACAAAGUUUACAAUAUUCUUAUGAAGAAGGGGAUUGUUCAGCCAUGAUGUAAAUAUAUCGGCCAUCAAAUUCGGGUUUUUUUCUGCAAUUGUUCGAUUUGAGAAUUUUAUCGGCUACCAUUUUUUCAAUUUUUUUUUAAUCUCGGAAUUAGGCUCUUCUAGUCGAGUAUUCAUGGCAAUCUUUAGGCUGAUAUGAGCUUUAUCUGAAAAUUCAUUCACCA